This is a messenger RNA of Lycium barbarum (goji berry), 2134 nucleotides long. Its product is annotated as sulfite exporter TauE/SafE family protein 3-like. NCBI's taxonomy places the organism in Eukaryota, Viridiplantae, Streptophyta, Magnoliopsida, Solanales, Solanaceae. Gene Ontology annotation, biological process: protein ubiquitination. The record is from RefSeq and is a predicted model, not a curated record. Bases 413 to 1846 code for a protein of 477 amino acids. Gene Ontology annotation, cellular component: membrane; Cul4A-RING E3 ubiquitin ligase complex. The transcript is spliced from 13 exons.
CUUAAUUUACGUCUUAUGCAUUAAAAAAGACUUCAUUGGAUUUAUAGAAGGAAACAAUACUUAGAAACAUCUCAAAUUUUAGCAUUUAAAUUGGCAGUGACAGUACCACCAGCUGUCAAAAACUACUGGCCAGUGCUUGGUAAGGCUGACAGAGAGAAGUUCAAGUUGGAUUAAUUUCAAACGUUGUCAAAAGCUAAAAUCUACCUUCACUAGUUGCAGCUCUUCAUCUUUACUCGGGUUGUUGGACCACUGCCAAAUAAGUUGUCUCAUCCGUAUAAAGAUUGGAUUUGUUGAACUCUCAAGUUGCUUUUUUUUUUUUUUUCAUAUUUUAUUCCCCAGAGUUGCUAUUUUUCUAUAUCUACUUUGAAGAGUGGAAGUUAAGAGCAAAAACAAAGUGAGAAUUUGGCAAUUGAUGGAGGAUUUGAGAACAUAUCCAGUUGUUGUGAAUUGUUUGCUUGUUCUAGCUUUAGCUAUUGUUGCGUCUGGGGAGCAAAUUUCAGAUGAGUCAACUUUGAGCAACAAUGGAACAACUCAUAGCACUGAGUCAAAUUACUUGUUUGACCUAUUCAAUCUUCUUAGGUUAAAGAGUGAAAUAAUGCAUUACCACCAUGUUUGGCCUGAACUGGAAUUUGGGUGGAGAGUGAUUGUUGGUUCAGUAAUUGGAUUCUUUGGUGCUGCUUUUGGGAGUGUAGGAGGUGUUGGGGGAGGCGGUAUCUUUGUUCCCAUGCUUACUUUGAUCAUUGGAUUUGAUCCAAAAACAUCAACUGCAAUAUCAAAAUGUAUGAUCACUGGUGCAGCGGGUGCAACUGUCUACUACAGUCUUAAGCUGAGGCAUCCAUCACUUGACCUGCCCAUCAUCGAUUAUGAUCUAGCUCAUCUUUUCCAACCAAUGUUGUUGUUAGGGAUCAGUAUUGGAGUUGUACUAAAUGUACUUUUUGCUGAGUGGAUGGUUACAGUCUUAUUGAUGAUUCUUUUCUUAGGUGCAUCAACCAAGGCAUUCUUCAAGGGCAUUGAGACAUGGAAGAAAGAAACUAUUAUUAAAAAGGAAGCAGCUAGGCGCUCAACAUCUAAUGAUACUGGUGGUGAAGAAGUUGCAUACAAGCUUAUACCUGGAGGUCCAAAAAACGAUUGUACUUUUACAAAUGAAGUUUAUAAAGCAAAGGAGGUCUCUAUUUUUGAUAAUAUGUACUGGAAGGAUGUCUCCAGACUUAUUGCUGUCUGGAUCAUAAUCCUAUUUCUUCAUGUCUCCAAGAAUUAUGCACCAACUUGUUCAACAACAUAUUGGAUCUUAAGCCUCUUGCAGCUCCCAAUCACUGUUGGAGCUUCUGCGUAUGAAGCAAUUUGCUUGUACAGGGGAUCGAGAGCGACUCUUUCAACUGGGGAAGCAGUAAUAACGUGGAAAGUGCAUCAGUUGAUUCUGUACUGUUGCUGCGGCAUUUUGGCUGGGAUAGUUGGUGGCCUGCUAGGUCUUGGUGGAGGAUUCAUUUUGGGUCCAUUGUUUCUUGAGCUAGGGAUUCCUCCUCAGGUGUCAAGUGCUACUGCUGCCUUUGUGAUGAUAUUUUCCUCCUCCAUGUCCGUCAUACAAUAUUACUUGCUAGGGCGUUUUCCAGUACGAUAUGCACUGUAUUUUAUUGCUGUGGCCAGUAUUGCAGCUUUAGUGGGACAGCAUGUUGUACGAAGAAUAAUUAGCAUAGUUGGUAGAGCAUCUGUGAUUAUCUUCGUUUUGGCUCUCACAAUCUUUGUGAGCGCAAUAUCAUUAGGUGGAUUUGGCAUAGCAGAUACAAUUAAAAAGAUCGAGGGAGGACAACAUAUGGGGUUUGAUAAUAUCUGUGCAUAUAAUCCUUAGCAAAAAUUUAAAUUCCACGUAGAUAUUGAUACGAUAUGGAAAUGGCCUGAAAUUGAGUUGCUUAUUGAGGUUGUACCCUGAGCUUUGGAUGGGCGACAUAGCUAUUAAAUUAGUAAACAUUGCAAGGUUUUAUGUCUUGCAUUUGGGUCCCUUUAGUUAAUUGCUUUAUUAUUUAAAUACCAUUGUAAGUUCUCUUAUUACAGUUUAGUCCCUAUCUUGUAAUUCACUAUAUGUACUGAGUUUUGCCCAUUCAGAGGCUCAUGAAUGAAAUUACCCUUAUUUUUCUUA